This is a messenger RNA of Symbiodinium sp. CCMP2592, 654 nucleotides long. NCBI's taxonomy places the organism in Eukaryota, Dinophyceae, Suessiales, Symbiodiniaceae. The record is from the annotation of a GenBank genome assembly.
AUGUCAGCGUGCCACCGGGCAGGUAAAGGACACCGACGACAGCAGCCUGUCAAUUCUCCUUGUGUUCGGCAGGACGCUGGACAGACCACCUCGAGUGUGGUCAAACCGCAACCCAGAGUGAGCAAAUCCAACAUCCUGGCAGAGGUCAAGUUUAGCAACCUGUCGACGGGAGACGCGCAGCCCUCCACCGCGGAGAUGAAGCGGAAAGUCCGCUUUUCCAAAGAAGAGCUCACUGCCCAGAGUCCCGAAAGCUCCGGGCUGCCCAAGCUCAUGAGGACCGUACAGGUUGAAGAAUCUGUGAAGUUCGCCGGGGAAACUCUGACGGUGACGCGGCAACUCGUGCCGGGCACGGCAGAGGAGCGGCAGUUCCUCCUUUCGCAAAAGAGGCGCCAGUCAGCAAAACUGGGUGGGAAGUUUGCCGCCUUGGACAACCUGCUUGGAACCGGCAAGGACAAGGUGCUGAAUACUGUGGAGAAGUCCGAUCUGGAUUGGCAACGGCACCAACAAGAGGCCGGUCUCCAGGACCUGAGCCGCGACCCACAGGCUGGCUACAUCGAGCGCUCGGAGUUUCUGCGGCGAGCGAACCUCCGUGCAUCGGAGGCCAUCCGCGAUGCCGCGCGAGCGGCGGCGCGGAAGGUGUCCUCAAAGUCCUGA